Alosa sapidissima (American shad) is the source of this 1721-nucleotide messenger RNA. RefSeq names its product uridine phosphorylase 1 (gene upp1). NCBI's taxonomy places the organism in Eukaryota, Metazoa, Chordata, Actinopteri, Clupeiformes, Clupeidae. The transcript has 8 exons. The coding region runs from base 233 to 1207 and encodes 324 amino acids. Gene Ontology annotation, biological process: uridine catabolic process; nucleotide catabolic process. Gene Ontology annotation, molecular function: uridine phosphorylase activity. Gene Ontology annotation, cellular component: cytosol; cytoplasm. The record is from RefSeq and is a predicted model, not a curated record.
UUCUUUAUAGGCUAUGGGAGCGCUGUCACGUACUCCAAAUGUACUCGGCUUCACUGUCAAUGACACAAGCGGAUGUGGAACAACGUAGAGAAAGUCGAGUACACGAAAGUGCAUUCAUUCAACCAAUUUUUGUAGGUAACUGUUGAUAGUUUUUCGGACACACGCCGUCUGCUCUUGUCACAGGCAAAAAUAUCCAUCCGGAAGACCACUUGCCUCUGUUUUCAAAGGAAAAAUGACACCGGGCUUUAAUGAUGAGACGAAAGGAGGGGAAAGCUGUAGUAAUGUACUUGUGCACAAUCCUAAUUUGGAUGCCAUGAAGGAGGAUAUACUUUACCAUUUCAACUUGGGGACGGCUACACAUGAUUUGCCAGCCAUGUUUGGAGAUGUCAAGUUUGUAUGUGUAGGCGGCAGCCCGUGGAGGAUGAAGGCAUUCAUAGAGUUCAUCGGUCAUGAGUUGGGCAUGGCUGAGCCUAAAGCUGAUUACCCCAACAUCUGUGCAGGGACUGACCGCUAUGCCAUGUACAAAGUGGGACCGGUGCUCUCAGUCAGUCAUGGAAUGGGGAUUCCCUCAAUAGCCAUCAUGCUUCAUGAACUAAUCAAACUCCUCUACCAUGCUCGCUGUACUGACGUCACAGUUCUGAGAAUUGGAACGUCGGGCGGAAUAGGCCUGAAACCCGGCACUGUGGUUAUCACCAAACAGUCCGUGGAUGCCUGUUUCCUGCCACGCUUUGAGCAAGUGAUUCUGGGAAAGCCAGUGGUCCGGAGCACUGAUCUAGACUCUGACCUGGCAGAAGAGCUGUUCCAGUGCAGUAAAGACUUGGAUGAAUUUGAAACUGUCAUUGGCAACACUAUGUGCACAAUGGACUUUUAUGAGGGUCAAGCCCGGCUGGAUGGGGCCUUCUGCUCAUAUACAGAGGAAGACAAACAGAACUAUCUCAAAGAAGCCUAUGCUGCAGGAGUCCGCAAUAUUGAGAUGGAGUCUUCUGUAUUUGCUGCCAUGUGUAAACUUAGCGGUCUUCAAGCGGCAGUGGUGUGUGUGACUUUGUUGGAUCGUCAGAAGGGAGAUCAGCUGAGCAGCUCUCAUGAAGUCCUUCACAGCUACCAACAGCGACCACAAACACUUGUGGGGCACUUCAUCAAGAGGCGUCUGAAUUCCAUAAGCAGAGGCGUCUUAUCUCCUGAUGCUGACAAGGCAAAGACAUCCUGAGAUGACAUUAGAAAUGGUGGCUUACUUGCACUGUACUGUCAAUUAUACAAAUCCUUUGUGUGCAUUUUACUUUAAGCAUUGUAUUUAGUAUGAUCAAGGCCUUUUUUUGCUGAUGAGCCUUUCAUUCCAGCUAAAUCGCCUAUGUUGCUAUAUUUUUGUGUUUUUUUUUAUCUACGUUGUAGAUAAUAACUGGGAACAUUUGUUGGGGAAUGUUGGAUUUAUAACUCUGCUGAUAUUUUGGUAAUGUUUUGAUAAAGUUUUCAUACAAGAUUACACUGCAAACACAGUAUAUUAUGUAAUGCUGCCAGAGAAAGUUGACAGUGUUUUUCCACUGGUCUUAACACAAUGCUUUCCCAGUAUUAAGUUGCAAGUAUUCACUUGAACCUUCGUUGUAAUGCUGGGUUGGGCACAUAUAACAUGGACACUGAUGUCAGUGGAUAUUUUAAAGUCUGUAGCUGUAUGUUAUGAAACAUAUUAUAAUACUAGCAAUAAAGAUUACCCACGAAAGAUUAAA